GACCCUCGACGUCGUAGCAACCGCAGACCGAUUCUCCUCAUGGAGCUGAUGGAGCACAGCCUCACUGACUUCCUAGAGAGCCGACAGAGAGCUCUCUCCUAUCAUGUCCAGGUUAACAUCACCUACGACAUCACUCUGGCCCUCGAUUACCUUCACGGCAACGGUAUUCAGCACCGCGACCUUUCCAGCAACAACAUUCUUCUCACUGCUGGUUCCCGGGCCAAGCUGACCGACUUUGGCAUGUCCAAGAUGGUCGACCUCAACCCUCGCAUGAGCAGAAACAAUAAGCUCACAGAAUGUCCAGGUACACUUGCCUACAUGCCUCCCGAGGCACUGGUCAAAGGACCAGCUUAUUCCGACAAGAUUGACAUGUUCUCCACUGGAGUACUCAUCGUUCAAAUCAUCACUCGCCAUUACCCAAAUCCAACCGAUCCCCACAAUCACGUACACGAUCCCAAUUAUUCGGUUCCGAUUCUUGUUCCUGUCCCAGAGCUAGAGCGUCGAAAAAGUGACCUCCAAGAGUAUUUCUGACACACCCACUUCGAUCACUUGCCUUGGAGUGCCUCGAAAGACAGGAAAGAGAAAGGCCUCACUGCAGGCAACCUCUGCCGGAGACUGGCACAACUGAGGUCAACUCCAGAGUAUGGAGAGAGCAAGUGCCAGUACACAACAGGUUGGUGGAACUACCACCAACCCCCUUCAGCACUGGGGAUGAGGGACACGGAGAUAGCAGUGUCUGGAUGGACACAUUGAAGCUCUCAAUCGGAGAAGAGAAGGUCCUGGGGAGGAUCUUCCUGAAGAAACCGAGAGAAACACUUUGACGAGGAGAUAGCAGAGCUCCACACAAAGAAGCAGCCUCUGGUCGCAGAGAAAGAGAGGGAAGAGGAGGAGGAACGAAGGAAAGCAGAGUACAAAAACGAAAAUGAUCGUUUGAUGAAAAGAGUUGAUGACUUAGAGACAGAAAAUGCAGAGGUGCUCUCAAAAAAUGCUAGCUCAAGAGGUACAUUGAAGAACUGGAGAGGGAAAAGCUGUGGCCUCAUCAGAAAAGCUGACCUUCAAGAGAAGCUUACAGAAUUGAAGCAGAUCAUCCAAGCACAUCUGCAGCAAACCAGUACCACGGAAGAAGGGAAUAGUUCAAAAGCACGAAGAAAUCUUAAGCGGUGGGUCUCUCUUCCUUCACUGAAGUUGGGAGAAGGUGAAGAAGAUGAAGGGUUAAAGGUUGCAGGGCAAGUUAUGUUGAGUGCAAAGUGUUACGUCUCAACCUCAGUGAGGUCUACCAGUACCUCAAUGCCAAGUCCAUACUCCAUGAGAUGGUGGAGAGGAAAGCUCAUCACAUCACAAGAGAAGGGAAACGCAGAGGCAUACAGCUCUACAUAUGCACAGAAUAUUUCAGCUGGAGUUGCCCUGUUUAAUACAGGAGAGCCCACCCACAUUUGCACUAGAUCUGUGCAAUAUUCUAGAGGCCACUGACUGCCCAGAACAGAGAAAAUUGGCAAUAAAGCUUAGAUCAGACCAUAAUAACAUCAGUGCAGUAAAGAAGAAACACAGGUUUUACCCACCACCUACCGUCACUCCACAAUCAGAGCUGAAAGUAUCAGAUCUCCAGAGUCAGUUCUUACAGACACUGGCAGCAGUGAUGGAGGCAUUUGAGCAGCUUCCUGACUCCCUCUCUCGUCUGAAACAGUUCUUCAGUCAGCUGGUCCUGCCAAUGGGAGAGGAAAAGUCCGUCCCGAUAGUCAAACCCCAGCACAUAUGAGAAUGCUGCCUCAACAGAAGAGGUGUUCAGAUGUCAGUCUAGUCUCUGGAACUGCUUCAGUCCCCACCUCCUCAUGAUGAUGUCAGAGGAGUGUCAGUGUCCUCCAGCCAUUGAAGCAGUGGAGCAGUUCCUACAGUUUCGCAGCAAGUGUGCCUCUUCCCUGAUUUGUCGACGGACAA
This is a messenger RNA of Geodia barretti, 1935 nucleotides long. The record is from the annotation of a GenBank genome assembly. NCBI's taxonomy places the organism in Eukaryota, Metazoa, Porifera, Demospongiae, Tetractinellida, Geodiidae.